This is a messenger RNA of Nymphalis io (European peacock), 1027 nucleotides long. RefSeq names its product ADP-ribose pyrophosphatase, mitochondrial. Bases 68 to 976 code for a protein of 302 amino acids. Gene Ontology annotation, molecular function: ADP-ribose diphosphatase activity. NCBI's taxonomy places the organism in Eukaryota, Metazoa, Arthropoda, Insecta, Lepidoptera, Nymphalidae. The transcript is spliced from 4 exons. The record is from RefSeq and is a predicted model, not a curated record.
UAAGUUCAAUAACAAAUCAACAAUCCACAGAAAGAAGUCAUGAACUAUAGUAAUAAAAUAACUGUUAAUGUCUGCUAAUUUUUUGUUUUUUAAGCUAUUUACAAAACUUCACUUUUUAGUUGUUUUAUUUAUAAUACUCAUGUUAAGAAACGUCCUCGCUAUGCCUCUUCAUUUUAAAUGCCGGUCUUCUUUAUAUCCUCGGUCUACUGUACAAAGAUUUCCAGUGCCUGAUGAUAAAGUUUCUUGGAAUGCAGAAUUUAUAGAAUACAAACCUCCUAAUUACACAUCUCCAUCAAUUCAUGGUCAAAAAUGGGCAGAUCCAGAAAUUGGUGAAACAAAUUUCAACCCAAAGUGGAAUAGCUUAGAUGGAACGGUAAACAGAGAAAGUUACAUGGGUUCAUAUAAUAUAGUGACUGGUUUUCCACAAAAUCCAGUUGGUCGUACUGGUAUUUGUGGAAGAGGUGUAUUAGGAAGGUGGGGUCCUAACCAUGCAGCUGAUCCUGUUGUAACGCGAUGGAAACAUACUGAGAAAGAUAAAAAGUACCUGCCCAUUCUUCAAUUUAUAGCAAUUAAACGAAGAGAUACUGGAGAAUGGGCAUUACCUGGUGGAAUGGUAGAUCCAGGUGAAAAGGUGGCAGCUACUGCUAUUAGAGAAUUUCAAGAGGAAGCUUUGAAUUCAUUAGAAGCAUCUGAAAGUGAAAAGCAAAUAUGGAAAGAAAAACUCGAAAAUUUCUUUAGUGGAGGCAUUAAAAUAUAUAGCGGCUAUGUUGAUGAUCCAAGAAAUACUGACAAUGCCUGGAUGGAGACAGUGGCUUACAACUUCCAUGAUGAAAGUGGUUCUAUAGUGAGUGCACUAAAACUGCAAGCUGGCGAUGAUGCCGUUGGUGUACAAUGGGUAGACAUUACAGAUAACUUAAAUCUGUAUGCAAGCCAUAAGGACAUAGUAAAUGCAGUACUUAAAAAAUUUACUUCAUAAUUUAUAAUAGAAUGUUGUGUUUACUUUUAAUUAAUCUCUUACUUACACUUA